AUGAACUGUGUUGUGAUAUUGAUAUUGAUUACAAUUACUCUACAGCCAUCAUGUAAUUCACUCAAUAUUAUAGGAAUAUUCCCUUAUCAAGGCAAGAGCCAUUUCUUCGUGCAUCGCGUGUAUUUACAAGAGCUUGUCAAACGAGGACACAACGUUACUGUUAUAUCACACUUCCCAGAAAGUGAUCCACCUUCUAAUUACCAUGAUGUUAGCUUAGUGGGGAGUAUUAAGAUUCUAGAAGAUGCUAUUCCCCUUAAAAGAUCGUAUACAACAAUUUCAGACAUAGCAAUAUUCCUUACUGGUGCCGGGCGUGAAAACUGCCAAGUAAUGUUAGCAAAUAAAAAUGUUCGGAACCUUUUGAGAGAUAAACCUAAGUUUGAUAUCGCUGUGGUUGAACAGUUUAAUAGUGAUUGCGGUUUAGGAGUCGCUUACAUACUCGGAGCUCCAGUUAUUGGAAUUACAUCCCACAUACUAAUGCCUUGGACGUAUAGCAGGUUCGGAAUACCAAAUCACCCGGCGUAUGUGUCGUUUCACUUUUUGGAAGGAGGAACAAAACCGACACUUUACCAAAGAGUGGAACGGAUUCUAUUCGAUUUUUAUUUUAAAACGUUCUAUUAUAUAUCACAACAACGCGAUCAGGAUACUCUUGCUAAGCACUUCGAUAAUAUACCACCUUUGGAACAACUGGCGCGGGACAUAAAAAUUCUACUAUUAUACCAAAACUUUGUUCUGACUGGUUCCCUGUUAUUUCCAGCGAACGUUAUCGAAGUGGGAGGUUACCAUGUAGAUAAAGCAAAAUCAUUGACCGGUAACCUUUUGAAGUUUGUUGAAGAGGCUGAACAUGGUGUUAUAUACAUAAGUUUUGGCUCGCUUGUCAAAAGUUCCACUAUGCCUGAUGAAAAGGUGCAAGCAGUUUUAGGAGCGAUUUCUGAACUACCCCAGCGUUUUAUUUGGAAGUGGGAGAGCAAAACUACAUUGUUGGACCAAAAUAAACUUUACCUUGCUGAAUGGUUGCCACAAGUCGAUAUAUUAGGACACCCUAAAACGUUAGCUUUCCUUACUCACGCGGGCAUGGGAGGAACAACAGAAGCCAUUCAUUUUGGAGUGCCUGCAGUUGCAAUGCCCGUUUUAGGAGACCAGCCUUCUAAUGCAGCAGCAAUCGAAGAGAGUGGCCUAGGGGUUCAGCUACAAAUUGAAGAUCUAACUAAGGAUAACCUUAUUACAGCGUUUAAAAAAGUCCUAGAUCCAAAAUUCAAAGCAAAUGUGGAUGAAGUAUCAAAAGCAUGGCACGAUCGACCAAUGUCACCCUUGGAGAGUGCGGUUUACUGGACUGAGUUCGUAGCUCGUCACCCGAACAUCACUUAUAAAACUGCAGCCGUCGACACCCCCCUGUAUCAAUAUUUAUGCCUUGACGUUAUUAGCGUUUUUUCUAUAGCUAUCGUUUUAUUAUAUGCUGUUUUUAGAUUGCUUAUAUCGGGAAUAUGUCGAAGAACAACAUUAAAGGAAAAAAAUAUUAAGAAUGCUAAGAAAAAAUCAAAACUAGCUUAA
Molecule: messenger RNA, 1548 nt
Organism: Pieris macdunnoughi
Lineage: Eukaryota; Metazoa; Arthropoda; Insecta; Lepidoptera; Pieridae
Source: the annotation of a GenBank genome assembly